ACAGAGCUUUUAAAAGCGUCUCAACAAUGAGUGACGGCGACGAAACUGUAUGCGAAGACGGUGAAGGUACAAUGUCGCCCUCAAUAAUGACAGCCAUAUCGAGGUAUUAGAAGACGUUGUUUACUUACGCUCAACAAACCCUUGCCCAAGUUUUAUGUUGAAAGUAGAUAUGUAAAGGCAAUGAGUUGUAAGAUUAGCUUAUGUCUCACCCUGACCCUAAAGUAAACUUAUUAAAAAAUGUGCUGAGUUAAGUUUAUACAGUACAGUACUUUGUAGCUUGAUAUUUGUGCAACAUUUUCAGAUUUAAAGAAUUUUGAUGCAAAAUUCUGAGAUACAUGUCAACAGUUUACAUGUAUCUUGUUCUUUCUUUUUUAAGGAAAAAUCCCUUGGAUCAUCUUCCAGUUCAUACUGAGAAUGGAUCUCCAGAAUUUCUUCCUCCAAAUGCAAAAGUGCAGAAAUUAGGCAAUGAGAAUACAGGUGCCGUACCCAGAGAGCAGGCCAAAACAUGUGCAUGUGAUCAGGAUCUACAAAGCUUGAAACCAGAUACUGCGUUCAACGCAGAAAAAACUGCGGCAGAGAGAUUAAAGGAAAUCAAGAAACAGGAGGGAAAAAUUGAGGAAUUGUUAUUGGUGCUCAAGGCUCAACUAAAAGGGGAAGGUAAAGUUGUCAAUGACUCACAAAAAAGAAUUAUGCUAGAUGUCAUCAUCUACUUUGCAAUCUCACGAAGCCUCGAACUACUAUUAUUUUAAUUCUCUUCGGCAAAAUUUUAAAGACAGAUGACUGUCUAAAAUGUUUUUCCUCAUGCAUGGCAGCAUGUCAUGAUUUUUAUCACAAUAGGUGUCUUUAGUACACAACAAGUUUCAUAUGAAAAAUGUGCUUUCAUUUAAAUGCAAUAAAAAAGGUAUAUUUUGACUUAAAUUUGAUUGAUGGAGAUCAUUGCAACAUCUGGUGGCUUUAAAGUUCACCAAAACUCACUCUUUGAUGUCAGCAAUGAACAGUAACAUUCUCAUUAAUUGUGAACUUCCAGAAAAUAUCCAUACCCCUCCAUGGAGUACAUUUUUGUUUAGACCCCCACAAUGAGGUCUAAAAUUGCCUCCUUUUAGACCACCCUCUUCUUGAAGUUUCCACUGCCCUCUGUGGGGGUAUGGAUAUUUUUGGAACUACACAUUAAACAAAGUCAAUUGCAGGUGCAUCACUAAAAGAAAGCCCAGUCUUUGCGCAAGCCAAACUUCUAAUGACACAGGUUAAAACUCAGUUGGCUGAGUUCACUGUCUAUCUGCAACAACAAAGACAGCAGAUUGCCCAGUACAGUAAUGAAUCACAGGAUACUCAUGAUGGCUCAGAAUCUCAACACACUUUUGACAUCAGACAAAAGAUACUUCAACUUGCUGCUCAACAAAAGGAGUUGUUAGCAUGCUUUCAGUGUCAUAAAAAGCUGCUGGACAAGAUGCGGACAUUGAAAAAGAGCACAAAGGCAAAUGCAAAGAACACUUUACCAGCAAUAGAAAAACAUGUAAGUUCUCAUUCAACCUCAACCUCACUUAACGUUUCAGUGUCAAAUCCAUCUGGAGUCACGGCACAUAAUUCAAGCAUGAUGGUCAAUAAGUCUAGGCAAGAUAAUAAACAGUCAGUCAAUGACAGUCAGCCUGCCCCACCUACAAGUACCCUCAAGCAUGCUAUGUUACAAAACAGUUCAGCUCUAACUAUGGAAAGUUCAUCUAGUGCUUCACAAACCAUGCUCUCAGAUAAACGCUCACAACUUCAACAAGCACCUUUAAGUUGUACUUCUGCGGCAGCUGAGAACAAUUAUUCAUCCAGUGAAACACAAAGUCAGAGUUUACUGACACCUUUAUCCAUGCCUCGACAAAGGGCUCAAAAUGUUGUCUUAACAGCAGGACAGUUUUUUCAAGUGGGGGACAAACAAGUGUAUGUGUUACCACAAGGCUUACUUUCAAGCGUUACAUCAGCAGCCGUGACACAGGUAACACAACCACAAGGAUUAAUUGCAACUACUGUUCAAUCAACAGCCAUGACACAGGGAAAGCAUCUUCAACAAAUAACACCAUCACUUCAUAAAACAACAGCAGCUGUAGCAACAAAGAUAGCAGUAACACCAGCAAAUCCUCUAAUGACAAGUGUAACAAAGGUGCAGUCAUCAGAAGGUUCUAGUCCCAGCACAUUAUUACUCAGAGGAUCAUCUUGUUGUAAGGAUCAAACAACACAAAGUUUACAUUCACAGCAGUCCAGUGGUAAUGCACUACCCGUUACUGGAACCAUACCUCUCACAAACAUUUCUGUCACAUGCUCUCCAUCAACCAGUAGGAUGUCAGCUAGCAGCAGUUCAACAUUGCAGCAAAAUAAAACUGUCUCUCAAACUUCCCAGUUGAGUAAUCAUGAAAACAAGCAAAUAACAUGUCCUGCUAACAGCACCACUUUCUCACCUGUGACAAAUGAAAACAACAGACCUCCACAAAUGCUAAGAAGUGCAAGAGUACAGACACCAUCCCAUAGGUGUUCAGGGCUGCAGAGCACAGUACAAGCCAACAGGUCAAUUACAUCCUUCACCUCUAAGGCCACUGUAAGUAGUAAUGCAUCUUCAGUCUUUGUUUCUGCUUACACCUAUGCACAUUAUAUUUCUUUCAACAUUGUAUCAUUUAUGAACUCACUCAUGUCUUACCCUUGUGAGGAAGAUGGGUUAUACUGGGGUUUUUGAUAACAUACCUGGUCCCUUAUCAGUUGAUUUUGGUACUUUUUGGCUUACUUAAAGUGACUGACUUUUGUUUCAGCUCCACAAUAUACAAAAGGGGAUGGUUUCAACAACUUUUAUUUUCCCACCCCCUAGUGGAGGAAUUCAGACACUUAAAUUUCAUAAUGUUUAUCAGGAGCAUUCUUUACUGAACAUGAAAAUAUUGUUGAUUCUUUUAACAGGAUGUUCAGUCCAAGAGCAGUCGAAGUCUACAGAGACAGAACUCCUUUGGUUCAGACCUGCCUGACAUUAAAAGUCUACUUAGUAGUAAUGUCAUUGAAGCAGGCUCAAAUGUUCUUUCCAUACAGUUUGAGGUAUACAUAUGAUCCUGCUUUGUGUAAGAUUUGUAUGAAGUAAUGAUUUUGAGAAAUGCUCUUAUGAUUAUCUAAGGCUCUCAAAAUAUAAGCUAUUUUAUUUUGUAAAAUUUGAAAUAAAAAAUGCCAAUAUUUCUGUAUCUCCUGUAUGACAUGAAUCUACAUAUUAUCAGUACCACAAUAACAUUUAACAAAUUCGCAGAAAUCUUUCAGAGUGACUUCUAAAGUAAUACCAGUGGUCAUCUUUAAAACCUACAUGUACUUUCCUCAAAAAAUCAGGGUUAUGUAGACAUCCAUAAACAUCCAGGUAAAGUUUUUUCCUUGAACUCUGCGGUAUUAUUAUUUAUCUCAAAAAUAAUUUUAAAAAAUUUCAUUUUGUCAACAGGGGAGAAAUUUUGAAGCAUCACUACGGGCAAAUGGCUUGAUAGAGUCGGCUGGAGGGGAGACAUUCCGAACACCAAUGGCAUGGAUGAGAGCAGUGACAGGGAGUUGGACAACUGUUAAGCAAUCACAAGCUUAUAAGAUGGUAAAAUACAUGUAUAAUGUAGAUACAAAUUAAUAUCACAGUGGAACCUCUUCUUACAGCUGCUAUUAAAGCAUGGACAACCAUGAUUAUGGAAAGUUAUCCUUGGACACUUUUGAAGAAAUUCAUUAGGCCAGAAUAGUCAAAAAUUAAGACAGUCAAAUUCUUUACACAUACAUGUAGCCAAAUUUUAUCUUCAAGAUAUUAAGAGCCCAUGACUGUAAAUAUCGAGAAUCGCUGGCCAGGCUAAAAAAAUCGAAAAUUCUGAUAACUUGUCCGAAAAACCCCUUUGGGGAACUGUCUUCGAAAAAAAUAUUUUCAACUUUCAAGAAUCUAUAGUUUUCGAGAAAAUGAGCAAAACCGAAAAUAGCGGUUUUUACCUAAUUAAUUAUGCAAAAAUUAGAGUAAAAAUGACCUACUUUAUCGCGUCUGUACCGAGACAAGAUUCAAAGCUAUAAAAUAAAAAUAUUUUUGUUUAAAAGAAUUCUAUCUUUUCUUUCUAUCCAUAGUAUGUUUUAGACCAUAAACAUGAUUUUGAAUUUUUUACAGUUUUUUAAAAACCACCACUAAGCGCACUUUUUAAAAUGGCUAAAACAUGAGCAACUUCAGAGGCAAAAAAUUCACCUUGGUAUGUGUGAUACCUAGCCAAAAUGUAUACUAGGACAAAAUUCAGCUCUUAUGUUAACAGAGUAUGAAAUAAAAAAUCUGGGUACUCCGGAUUCGCCUUUACAAAAUAAAAAGUUUCGUGACCACCAGUGGCAAAAUGUCACAAAUUUGCAUAAGUCAAAUUUGUAGAGAAAUGAUGCCGCCUGAUUUUUCUUUGUAGUUUCGGUACGUGGUAUAUUCGAAACGUAGGAGAAAGGAUGAAAGCGCCUUUAAAUAAAGCUAAAAUUAAGUAAAGGAUCUGAAAAACUGAUGUCCUUGAUAACAAAUUGCUCUGAAGGUUGGUGACACAAUGUGGCAAAUUUGCAUAUAAAUGAAUCUCAUAUUCCUAUUGUACACAAGGACGGGUUUUAAUACAGUUAGCAUCACGCAAUAUUUGAGGCUUGAACAUAACCAAGAGAAUAGCUAAUGUUAAAUGUUUUGUAAUUUGUAUGUUAGCUUUUCUUAAUUGUACAUUAUAAAAUUAAGGUUGCUCAGCAAUUGUUGUUGGUUGUUGGAGUACUCACUGUAUUCUGCAAUUGCGUGACCGUUGUUAAACUCAGCACAGUCAGACUUAAUUUUACCGGUACGAUAAAAAAUGUGAGUUUGUGAAGCGUGUAAAGAAAUAUUAUUCCUGUCAGAUGACUUAACUUUACUUUAUUCACCAGAAUGAAAUUCGCGGUCAUACAUCUUUCUUGGAGUGGGCACAUGCUUUUAUGGUUCAUUCGUCACUCAUUUUAGACGAUUUGCCAUUAAUAACACUAUACAUCAGACCCUAUAAGUUUUCAAUCAAUAAAAAUCCGAAAUAGUUUAUUUUCUCAGUAGUUUUUUAAAGUUAUGUUUUGGUGAAAUCGUCUCGUGUAUUAAAAAUAACGUAAGUAAAGACAAGGUUAAAGUAAUCAUUGCUCCCUUUUCUCUCUUUUAUGAAAUUCUUCCGCCUCCUCUUUCUGCCUCUUCACUAUUCGUGCGUUCAACACUAUUAAGUCCAGACACGAUUUCCAACACCCAAAGAUGGUCAAAGAUCGCAGAGUAGACCGACCCGUAAUUGUGCCAUUGAUUAGUUGAAACCUUCAUUGAACGGACCUUCAUGGAUCCUUGCAAUUGUCCUCUCAAUAGAAAAAGUAAAUCAGAUGGAGGGAGUACUGCCGACACUGGGGUCGUUUUGGUGUUUUUUUUUUUUAACAAUGAAUAUCCUUCAUGAACCCAUUUAGCUUUCCAUUUAUUCACAAAGGUUAUAAACUGAUCAAAAUCAACAAGGAUGGAUUUUUCCACUGGUACCUCAUUUAGCAAAUUUUCACCUAUCCUCAUGUAUCUUGAGAGAGUUACACACACACAAAAAGCAAUAUUUGGGGUAAAAAAAUCUACUUCCCAUUUUUCUAUUCACCUUCUAUUCUCCACAGAUUAAUUAAAUGUCCCUUUCCUGAAAAGUUAGCCAGCCAAAAUUCCUUGCAAAACAAAGACAGUGGGAAGACGAUCAAGUGCUGGAGCAACAGAAGAAGAAAGUCAAAGGGAGAAAAGAGAGCGGGAGAGAAAGAUCGAUAUAGGUUCGUAAGAGAUGUCCAAAGUUUGGCUUCUGUGAAUGCGCCAAAAAAGCUUCUAAAUUAGUGUACGUCCAAUUGAGCAGUCUUGUGUUGCAAAUCUCUUUUUCAGCCAUUCCCACAUCAAGUUAACUAGCUAGCCUGCAUAACAGGCGUGCGUUUUUCAGGCGAGGGAAGGCAAUUGAGCCCGACCCAGAUCGAAUGCAAGCGCGAAGCGAGUGAGGAGAACCAUUAAGGGUAUGUCUGGGGUGGAAUGCAACAAAACAAUGGUAUGUGGACAGGCCAUUGUUUUCUCUGCUUCCCCAUCGCCCCUGUCUGGCGCUUCUCACUCACUAGCGCUUGCCUUCGCUCUCCCGCCAAAACGCGAAAAAAAUAACGUCUAUUAUCGUCUAUCAAAAGGCUAUCGUAUUAACGUCUAUCAAAAGGCGGGGUUUUUUCCUACUAAAAUUGGCCGCCAAAAAGACUUAAAGGGGCUAUGCCAAUUGCUAGUUCAUUUUAAAAAGCUAAUAUGGUCUUUAUUUCGCAUCAAUUUGUUCCAAAAACUAUGGUCCAGUUUUGUUAUGUAAGACUAUAUUUAGGCACUGAAACUGUUUCGCAUAUGACCUUGAUUUGGGGUCUUCUCAGAGGGAGCCCAGAACCCCCGCCUCAUACAUCGACAAUCUGUAACCAGCUGUUCUCAUGUUUAUUUCCUACGGGUGUAUAAUAUUAGAUACUGUCCAAACUUAAGGACACUGUAAUGAGAGGGCCUGCUGCUAAGAGGGAAAUAUCUAAAUAUUGGAUUUUUUUUGCCUGGUAUCACAAAUGCCAAGAGCGAAAAUUUUCAGGGUCAAAAUUCCAAACCAAAGAAAAAAUGUUCUUUCGUAAUUUUUUUUGGUAACGGCACAUGUUAUUCAGCAAUUAAAUAGCCCCCACCCCCCUCGCAUAUGCCAUAGCUAAACAUCAAUUUAAGAGCAGUUUAUCGCAUAACUCUUCUUUCCCUUUGUCUGAAGUUCUUUCCUUCUUUACUUUGGGAAAUGGUUGGGCGUAAAUAAAACCGCCGAUGCCACUUACUUACCUCGCUAUGUUAUUUAGCUCCUUGGUCGCUAUCCCGGGGGGGGCACUUGGGUAUUUUUCGGGUGGGUAUGUGCCGCCCGGGACUCCAAAUUGGCACCCCGUUCUAAAAAAAAUUUCUCCUGAAAUUGAUACCCCGUUCUAGAAAUGGGCCAAUUUUUUAUACCCCGUUUUAGAAUUCGCUUUAAAACUGAUACCCCGUUCUAGAAAUGGGCCAAUUUUUUAUACUCCGUUCCAGGGUGCAACAAGAGUAUAACAGUUUGCUUGUUAACGCAUUGAACCGUAUUUUUAAAAGCAAUCUGUCCUUGAAUAAUUUCAAAUGGCUGCUUACAAAAGUGGAGCUUUCGUGCGUUCGAAAUAUUAUACCCCUUUCUAGAAAUAGCUUCUGAAAUGGAUACCCCGUUCUAAACCAGGAGCUUCGAAAUCCCGACCCCGUUGGGCGGCACAUACCCGUAUAGGUAAUGUAUGGGAGUGCCCCCCCCCGGGGUCGCUAUCAACUACCCUGCGAGCGGAGGCCCUUCGAUGUUCCUGAUAAGUCGGGAAGAGGAAGAGAAGGGUAGCUAACAACUUAACAGUGAUUCGAUCGGUCGUUUCGGUGUGAAGGCACGAGCUGGGACAUUGCGGGUACAGUGACGUUAAUACUCCAGAGCAAAAGGCAGGUAUUUCUUUAAACAAAACUCGGGUCUGCUGUAAACUGAAAAACGUAAUCAAGUUACGCUUUUACUCUAUAUACUAACCGGGCAGUAAGGCGACGCUACUUACGUCGAUACAAGUCUGUUGCUGCAUAUUGCGAUAGGCCAUGGGCGUCAAGGAUGACCUUUCUGAUGCUUCUCUUUUCAAGAUGAUGCUACGUUUUGCAAGCACUCGACAUGGGUGGGAGUUGGUUAGAGCAGCUGAAAAGUGGUGAACAAGGAGUCUUACCUUCCAUGGACAAAUCCAAGUCGCAUCGCCGUAAAAGGGAUUUACUCUUUUAGAGUACAGUUGAUCCUCCAAGUGCUAGUACCUACCUUAAGCGACCACCUAUCCAAAACACCAAAACCCACCUGGUUUAAGUCUUACAGUUGGAAUCCCUUUUGUAAGCGCCCGCGACCACUAAUUGGGGCCGACUGUUUAAUGAUUUUGCAUUGUUUUUAACCUCUUGUAAGCGACCACCUGACGAGUUUUCUGAUCUCUUGUGGUAGGAACAACAACAUGUAACUGCACAUAUGUUAUAUCGUAACUUGGAAAUUGCAUGCAAUAAAUUAUCUUCCUUAAAGUAGAUGUGUCCAGUUUUCUUCUCAAAGAAUCCUCCUGUGGUUCGAUUCUCGUAAGAGACCACCUCGCGUUAGCGACCACUAAGUCUUCGCAUUUUGGGUGGUUGCUUUCGGUAGGUUCGACUGUAGUCUCCUUUUCCAGUUCUUCGGCGGCGUCGGUUGGAACUUGUUUUGGUUCAUGGGUUUGGCGUAUAGAUUUACCCACUAAGGCGCUGCUACAUUAUAUUUUGAAAUCAACAAAUAUCAUUUUGUAUUUGAAGGAAAACGCACGCCCCUUGGCAGUUGGUACAACUCCGCGAUGAACUAAAAGGGGCAGUUUUUUGCGGGAAAGAGGGCCUAAGGCCUUUGGUAGCUGCCUAAUUAUACCUCUAUUUGUGAAAAAAGUAAAGAAAUUAACCAAGGGACGGUUUGUUGUUUGUAAUACGUAGUAAAAAAAAUCAGAUUUCAACAUCUCUGACAAGAAAAUGCUAAGUUUUAGUGCGUGACUGACAGGCAUGCAAAGCUAGAAUUCCUUAUUUCUGAAAAGAAAAUAAUCUAGUGAGAAACAAGUGAUGUUGCGAACAACGCAUUGUCUGUUCAAAACAAAGUUUCCAUAAAAUUUCAUAAGGAGAAAAAAAUCAGUAAAAGAAGGCGGAGUUGCUCGAGACGUCGUUGCGUGACAUUGUUAGUCUAACUGUUCGGUUUAUGACUUCCUCUCACGCUGUGCAUCCCGUUGGCAAAAAACCUCCUUCAAAAUAAAUUUCAAGGAAAAAGUACCUACCUAUUUUAGAUAUACCGGAGGCGAAUUUACGAUGAUACAGAUGGAUGCUAAUACAAGGAUGUUAGGAAAAGAAACGAGAGACAUGGGAUAUAGUUUACAUAAUAAUUCGGCGCUUUUCAAUAUAACGCUUCUUGGAGGUAGUUUUUUAUUAUUAUUUUUUGUGAAUGGUUAAUUACUCUGAUAUUUUAACAUCAACUUUAUCAAAAACCGUUUUCUUGCUUCGUGAUGUUUUCGAAUAUUAUAUACUGACCCUGAACUGAAACAAAACCGGCUGCCGCAACAACUCUCUACAAAUUUGACUUAUGCAAAUUUGUGACAUUUUUCCACUGGUGGUCACGAAACUUUUUAUUUUGUUAAAGCGAAUCCGGAGUACCCAGAUUUUUUAUUUCAUAUUCUGUUAAUAUAUGAGCUGAACUUUGUCCUAGUAUACAUUUUGGCUAGGUAUCACACAUACCAAGGUGAGUUUUUUGCCUCUAAAGUUGCUCAUUUUUUAGCCAUUUUUAACAGUGCCAUUGAUGGUAGUUUUUCAAAAACCAUAAAAAAUUCAAAAUCAAGUUUAUGGUUGAAAACAUACUAUGGAUAGAAAGAAAAGAUAGAAUUCUUUUAAACAAAAAUAUUUCUCUUUUAUAGCUUUGAAUCUUGCCUCGGUACAGACGCGAUAAAGUAGGUCAUUUUUACUCUAAUUUUUGCAUAAUUAAUUAGGUAAAAACCGCUAUUUUCGUUUUUGCCCAUUUUCUCGAAAACUAUAGAUUCUUGAAAGUUGAAAAUAUUUUUUUCGAAGACAGUUCCCUAAAGGGGUUUUUCUGACAAGUUAUCAGAAUUUUCGAUUUUUUUAGCCUGGCCAGCGAUUCUCGAUAUUUACAGUCAUGGGCUCUUAACAAUCUUAAUAGCUGUAAACCAUCUUUGCACGCUUGAAAGCUGUCUCAAAAUGGCUGCACCACUACUUUGAGAAAGACAGUUGACAACUAUGGAAAGUGUCAACAUCUUAAAGCAAAAAAAAUGGCUUUAACUUUUUAUGUGAAACGUUUUGCAAUAAUGUGAAAACAUAGCUCUUAGUCUGUCUCUUUGGUGUUGAUGUCAAGGAGUUUCAUUAUAAUCUGUGUACCAGCUGAUCAGUUACCAGAGAGUUGGUGGUUUAAUUUCCUACAAUGUUUUUGUGGGCAAAUCACAAUCUUAUUUUUCCUGUCACUCCUGUGCAUGACUACUAUUUAGUAUCUUGCAUCACAUUGUUAAACAUCCGAGGUUAUUAUAUGGCUACAAUAGUACGCGCACUCUGAUUGGUUGCUAAGUGAGCAUUAUUUCUUUGUAAUGACCGGGCAUUAUUCACAAGCUGUUCAAGGUAUAUACAGCGAACAUUUGAUAGCGAAGAUCCAUGUUAUGGUCAAUUGACAGCUGUCAAAAAGGGUAUCCCCUGACCAGUGUCACAUGACUAUAUCACAGACUCAAGUGUACAACUCGCUGAGGUGAUCUUUUUUUUUUUUAAGUUAUGCACUCACCAAUUAUUGAUUUUUAUUGAUCGCAGGCUCAAUUACUUCCGGUGUUUAAUAUCAAUAGUACUAAAAAGGCCAUAUGAUAAAAAACUUUUGAACCUCAUCCAUUCGGUCAUUACAGGGAAUUCUCAGACCCCGGCCUAUCCUUACUCUUGGUUGAUAAGUGGUAUGUUAUUCUUAACCUUGAGGUAUAAGCGGAUUAUGUCCCCAAUUUCCUUUUUUGAUGAGCUCUUUUUGACCUGCUUUACCAUAUUUUUUUAAGGUGCACUAUAAAGGAAAGCCCCUUGCUUUGUUCACAAUCCCAUCCAUGGAGAAAGGUAUUGCCAAUAACUAAACUUGCAGGCUUCUCUUUUGGGCUACUUUUUACUAAUGGAACAGUUAUUUGAAAAGAAGUAUGAUUGCUCUUUGCAUUCACAGUUAAAUUUAUUUUAAAUCAUACUUUCAAACUUAAGAUUACUCUUACAAAAUUAAGCCAAAUUAUUCUAAUUCAUGAUAUUUUUUUCUUUCUUCAUGUUUUAGGAUGCUUUCCACGACACAACAAAAAUAAUAAUUAUAGCACUAAGUUAUGAAUUUUAUAGUUAGUGAUACUCUUAUACAUUUUCAAAGUUAAGUUAAAUAUUUUUUCAUUUUUUUUUAUUACUAUUGUUUAGAACCUUGUGAAAGAAAUGAGCUACAAAAUGAGGGCAGGGCACAAGAUCAACAAGGCAAACCCAGCAGACAUGAAAAAAGUGGGCUUAUCACAAGUUGGGAUGAUAUGGCCCAACUUCUUACUACUUGCCAAGUAAUACCAAUCAGUAGUGAUGAAUUUAUUCCAACAGACAGCUAUUUUCCAGUUAAUUUCUGGGACAUGUCAUGUGAGGUAGAUAUACCACAAUGUGUCUUAGAGGAACUGAAUUUUUGA
Messenger RNA from Porites lobata, 11217 nucleotides. NCBI's taxonomy places the organism in Eukaryota, Metazoa, Cnidaria, Anthozoa, Scleractinia, Poritidae. The record is from the annotation of a GenBank genome assembly.